AUGACCACGACGACGACGGCUGCUGCUGCUAGCUUUCUUCCAUCCCUGGCAUUCGGGGUGCCUCCGAUCGGCAUCGGCACCUACGAACUUCGCGGGGACGCCUGUGUGAGCGCCGUGCGGGCCGCUCUCCAGAUGGGCUACCGUCUCAUCGAUACCGCCGCGGCGUACCGCAACGAGGAGCUCGUUGGUGAAGGCAUCAUCAGCAGCGGCGUCCCGCGAGCGGAUCUAUUCAUUGUGGUGAAGAUCGCGAUGAAGAGCAUGGGUGCUGACGAAACGGUGCGGCAGGGAAUCCUCGACAGCAUCCGCAAGCUUCGCAUCGACUCCGCCGACUGCGUGCUGAUGCACUGGCCGGGGUGCGGCGGGCUGAAGCCACAAGACGCAUCAGGUCAUCAAGCGGCCCGCGCGCGGUGCUGGCGCAUCAUGCACGAGCUGCAGGCUCUUGGUAAAGUACGCUACUGUGGUGUGUCGAACUUUCUGCCGCGGCAUUUCAAGGAGCUGAACUGCUUCCACGACGGCGACGGCGGGCGGAGUGAGGAUGAGGCCGUCGCUGCGGCGGCGCAACCGCACGUUUCCAUCAAGGGCAAAAGGAGCAAAGAGGUUGAUGGGCACAGGCAUUGCGGCAACGUGCGCAGUGCCUCCUCACCCUCGUCUUCCGAGGCAUGGCCACCUUCUGCAUCCUCGCAACUUCUUUUGCCGCCCAUCCUUAAUCAAAUUGAGCUGCACCCUCUCUGCAUCCAGCGUGACGUCGACACGUACUGUCGCGGGCGCCACGGUAUGCUGUUGCAGCAGUACUCCCCACUUGGCAAGGGUGACGCGCGUCUCUUGCAGCACCCGCGGCUGCUUGAGGUGCACGCGCAGUACUUUUCGAACCAGAGCGAUGGAAAUCAUGUCUCAGCACCACCGCAAGCGGCGUCGCCUGAGGCCGUCAAGUCGUACUCUUUGGAGGACAUGAUACUCAUGUGGGGCUUCGCACAGGGGUACUGCACGCUGGUGCGGAGUCACAGGCCUGACCACCUCCGCGCCAACUUGGAUGCCGCUCGCGACUAUUUCGCCUCUGUGGAAGCAGUCGCGAAAGGAGCGGGCAACGGCAGGGGCGGCGGUGACACAUCCUGGGCUUCGGCUGGCACGACACGCGCGCUACUGACAGCGGAGCAGCUUGAUGUUAUUCGACAUCUUCGUGCGCACAUUGGCGUCGAGGGCGAGCAAGACAUGCAUCUGUGCUGGUACAGCUCUCAAAUCCCUUGA
Messenger RNA from Leishmania mexicana MHOM/GT/2001/U1103, 1245 nucleotides. RefSeq names its product aldo/keto reductase family-like protein. The transcript has a single exon. NCBI's taxonomy places the organism in Eukaryota, Euglenozoa, Kinetoplastea, Trypanosomatida, Trypanosomatidae. Gene Ontology annotation, molecular function: oxidoreductase activity. Bases 1 to 1245 code for a protein of 414 amino acids. The record is from RefSeq and is a predicted model, not a curated record.